Saprolegnia parasitica CBS 223.65 is the source of this 358-nucleotide messenger RNA. RefSeq lists its product as hypothetical. The record is from RefSeq and is a predicted model, not a curated record. Lineage: Eukaryota; Oomycota; Saprolegniomycetes; Saprolegniales; Saprolegniaceae. The transcript is spliced from 3 exons. The annotation marks the transcript as partial. Gene Ontology annotation, cellular component: membrane. Gene Ontology annotation, biological process: transmembrane transport. Gene Ontology annotation, molecular function: myo-inositol:proton symporter activity.
AUGGGGCGCGCCGGCAACCUAAAGCUUCUCACCCUUGUUUCGACGACCGGCGGCUUCCUCUUUGGCUAUGACACCGGCGUCAUCUCGGGCGCACUCAUUUUCCUCCAAGAAGAUUUCCACCUUGACUCGUUCCAGUCGGAAGUCGUCGUGUCGGCCACCGUUUUUGGCGCGAUCCUCGGCGCCGCGGCCGGGAGCUGUGCCAACGACGCGUGGGGUCGCCGCCGUGUCAUUUUGAUCUCGGCCGUUCUCUUUGCUAUUGGCAGUGCGCUCAUGGGUUUCGCCCAAACCAACGUCGGUCUUGGCCUUGGUCUCUCGUCGCUGACAAUUCCGCUGUACAUUGCCGAAGUCUCGCCACCAG